Messenger RNA from Nematocida parisii ERTm1, 1737 nucleotides. RefSeq lists its product as uncharacterized. The transcript has a single exon. Lineage: Eukaryota; Fungi; Microsporidia. Bases 1 to 1722 code for a protein of 573 amino acids. The record is from RefSeq and is a predicted model, not a curated record.
AUGCACAUCCAGGAGGGGAAUCUUGAAAUUACACCAGGAAGUAUUACCAGAGCAUUUAAGCCGUCUUCACAGGAGGGCAACCAAAAUGAUUUAGUAGUAAAAAUAGUCAGUAUAAGUGCACCGGACCAUUCAGUGAUUCAGAGCAAGAUACGAUUGGUGGUAACCGACAACAACACCCUACAAGAGUGUUUACUUAGCUCUAAAUAUGCUGAUGCACUAGCAAAUAAUCAACUCUCAUCUGGUGACAUAAUCAAAAUAGGGAACAUGGCGUCUGGAACGUAUUCAUCUAAGCCAAUUAUAUACAUAAAGGAGAUUUUAGAAGUACAAAGAAAAAGAAAAACAGAUGACUCAUGGGGAAGUAUUGGUGCAAGUCCGUGCAAAAGAAAAAUGGAUGUUAUUUCAGGGGAGAGAGGCACUCCUAAAAAAGAAGCAAAAAGGCUUGUAACAACAAUUAUAGGGUUAAAUCCAUUCCAGCCAAUUACUUGGUGCAUAAAAGCAAAAGUAGUGAGUAAAACAUCUGUGCGGGAGUAUACUAAAGAUGGAAGGGCAGGAAAAGUGUUCAGUAUAAUUGUUACAGAUGGGGAUAGUAAGUGUAAUAUAAUAUUCUUUACAGAAUUUGUAGAUGCAUUCUAUGAUAAGAUACAGUUAUACAAGACCUAUGAGAUAACAGGAGGAACACUGAAGCUAGCCAAUAAGACGUACAAUGAGGACAUUCACGAGUAUGAAAUAUUUGUGGACAGGUCAUUUACAAUAACACAAACAGCAGAUGCAGUUAAGGUGGUUAAAAUGCCUAAAGCAAUUGUAAAAGUAUCACAGCUUGUGAAUAAAAUUAAUGAAGUAGUUUCUAUGCUGGUAGUGAUAACUUCGGUCGGGGAGAUUGAGACAGUUCUGCGAAAAAAGGACCAGUACGCAAUGAAAAAAAGAACACUGCGCGUUGGAGAUGAUUCUGGAGAAACUGCACCAUUUAUUGUGUGGGAGGACACAGCAGCAAUGGAAUUUUCAAUGGGUGAUAUUUUAUUAUUGGAAGGUGCAAGAAUUACUGAAUAUCAGAAUACUCCACAGAUUGGUUUGUCACGGGAUGGGAUUAUAUCGUUUAAUCCAGAACUACCAGAAGUAUUUAAGCUGAAAGGGUGGUACAACAAGAACGAAAAUAUACUCCAGACGUCGUCUUCUGUUGGCACAAGAAAGUCUGUUGGUGGAGCAAACAGGCAGGUGAAAAUUGCUGAUGUAAAAACAGACUGCAUGGAAUACGCAACCAUCAAGUGCACUGUGCUGUUUAUAUCAGAAAAGACUUUAAUGUACACCUCUUGUAUAGCAGAUAACUGCAAUAAAAAGGUUGAGCAUAAAAUAGACUCUCCAGAGGAUUACUACUGCAACAAGUGUGAUGCAACAUAUGCAAGGUGCAGUUAUAGCUAUGGACCAAGUUUGUCAAUAUCAGACAAUUCUUCAUCCAUAUGGGUUUCUGCAUUUGGCGACACUGCAUCUGUCUUGUUUAAUAAUCUAUCCGCAGUAGACCUAAAUAACCUAUCCGUAAAUGACAAUGAUAAGUAUAAGGAAAUAACACAGCAGUCAAUAGGAGCAGAGAUGAUCAUAAGCAUAAGAGGAAGAGAGUCCACAUACAAUGGCGAGCCACAGAUGCGGUACACUGCCACCGCAAUAAAACCAGUGGACUACCUUGAAGAGUGCACAAAUCUUCUAGCACAGAUUAAGGCCAUGCAUUAAUAACUGAACUGAGCA